CAGUACGGUUUUUAUCGUCUAGUGCGAAGAAACAUUAUUCGCAUUCAGACUUCGGGAUAACAAGAUUCGAAAUACCUACUCGAUAUUAAUGUCAUAACGAAGCAACAAAAAUAUCGUGAUAACUAUGUUUCAUUUUUGGUCUCUGACGAAUGUUGGAGUUGGAUACUUACUUUGUGCUUUGAUUGAAAUGGUUUCAGUAGCUGCACAGGACUAUGAAGUUGCCGAAAUACAGUGCACAUUUGCCAGUAGCACUAAUACAGGAUCGACAGACUCAAUUAUAGCAAAAUUGAGAAAACCGGAUGGUUUCAAAGGUAACCCAAUUUUUGCCGACGAUCGUGGGGUAGAUCCAGAAAUAGAUUCAUCGUGUCAAAUUCGUCAAGAUUCCAGUGAUCCUUCGGCAACGAGAUACAAUUUAAAAAUUAUGGAUUUCAGUAGAUGUGGAGUUCUUAAACGGAAUGGUUUUGUUCACGUGAGGAUAUGGUUUCCACAAUUCCCAGGCGUGGUGAUGCAAUCCGAUCAAGAACUAAUAAUUAUGUGCAAACCUCCAGAGCCAACAGUAAUUGAAAAUAAGGCAGCUGGGUUUGCUGGUAGUUUCCCACAUGGAGCUCGUAUUUCGGGAGUUGUUGAGGAAACACCAGGUCGUCUAGAAUACGAAGUAGCUCUUUACAAAGAAGCUUCAUCUUCCAGAUUGACCAAUUCUUCGAGUAAUGAAUUACCCAUAGAUCAAGCAGUACCUAUAGGGACCAAGUUACAGCUACGAGCAAGAAUUAGUCUAGACUCUGCUUGGAAAUAUGUGAAACUCAUGGAAGUUACCGUUAGUCCAGAUCCAGAUGAUCCUCAUGUGAGUGGGAGCGUUGCACUUGUAAAAGAUGGAUGCAGAAACAGAGAUUUUUCCUCAAUAAUUCCGCAUCAACCUUCACGAUAUAGAGAAAGGCCCAAUGAAGUUUUUCUGGACUUUGAAGCAUUUCUUCUCAGCACAAUGAAAGAACGUUCCACCCUCUGGAUCCAUUCCCAAAUAAAAGCGUGUAUGGAAGUUAUUGACUGUCAACCUGAUUUCUGCUUAGAUCUUUAUGAACCUUCUGGCCAUGGAAGGAAGAAACGUAAAGUUGACGAUAUUGAACUAAUGGAAGAUGUCAGUAUACUGAAAUACAAUGACACACAAUUCACAAAAAUCAAAGGCAAUUUGGAAUAUACCGUUCUGAUACCGGGAGAGUUUUAUCACAAGACAACAUCUCUCGAGAGCAGCUGUAGUACAUUUUUGGUGAUUGUUGCUAUUUUAGGAUGUUUAUUAUUUUUAUCGGCAUUUUUAAUGUUUUGGUUAACAACUCGCUUACAUUCUGCUUUAUUGAUGGCUGAUAAUAAAAAUAAGAAUAUAGACCAGCUGGUACGUGAUGCGAAAAAAUAUUCAGUUUCUGGAUAUAUGGGUAGGGCCACUACGCAAUAAAGGAGUAUGAAUAAUCUCU
Molecule: messenger RNA, 1463 nt
Organism: Leptinotarsa decemlineata (Colorado potato beetle)
Lineage: Eukaryota; Metazoa; Arthropoda; Insecta; Coleoptera; Chrysomelidae
Molecular function (GO): nucleic acid binding
Source: RefSeq, a predicted model, not a curated record